CCUAAGAGACCCCGGAUGCCAGCGAAAGGGUUUAUAGAUGGUGAUUGGACUACUGACUGGAAAGAAGGGUGGGGGCUGGACAGAGUCAAAGGAAAAGCUGCCAUGGCAACACCAGAGCUUGAGGCUUGAAGAAGGAGAUGAGCUAAAGAGGUAUGGUUUUUCUUAUGGAAAGUAUUCAGUUAUUUCAUGAUGGCAUUUGCACCUCCAAAAAGCAUAGAUGGCCCCAAAAUGCAGACAAAGAUGAGUACCUGGACACCCCUAAACCAUCAGCUUUUGAAUGACCGGGUAUUUGAAGAAAGAAGAGCUCUGCUUGGAAAAUGGUUUGACAAAUGGACAGAUUCUCAACGGAGAAGAAUCUUGACAGGCCUGUUAGAACGUUGCUCCCUGGCACAGCAAAAGUUCUGCUGUCGAAAGCUUCAGGAAAAAAUUCCAGCAGAAGCUCUGGAUUUUACUACCAAGCUUCCAAGGGUGUUAUCUUUAUACAUCUUUUCUUUCCUGGACCCCCGAAGCCUUUGUCGUUGUGCACAGGUGAGCUGGCACUGGAAGAACUUAACUGAGCUGGAUCAGCUCUGGAUGCUCAAAUGUUUACGAUUUAACUGGUACAUCAAUUUCUCUCCAACUCCCUUUGAGCAGGGUAUAUGGAAGAAGCACUACAUUCAAAUGGUAAAAGAACUUCAUGUUACCAAGCCUAAGACACCUCCAAAAGACAGGUUUGCGGUUGCUGACAUUCAACCAGUUGCGAGCAGUUCUCCAGAGGAAAAGCAGUUGCCAGCAUCCGCUUUCCGGUCCUCUUCCUCUCUGAGAAAGAAGACUCACGGGGAGAAAGAACUUCCACCCUGGCGAUCCUCUGACAAACAUCCAACUGAUAUCAUUCGCUUCAAUUACCUGGACAACUGUGAUCCCAUUGUGCAAAUCUGGCAAGGAAGGAGGAAAAGACAUGAAAUGAACCCAGAUUUCAGCCGACAGUCACAUGAUAAGAAAAAUAAAUUGCAGGAUAGAUCUAAACUAAGGAAAGCACAGUCACUGAAAGAAAAGUCCCCAGCGUGGUGACUGCUGCCUCCUCAUGAGUGCACCAUUACACACAAAUGGGAUCUAAGGUAAUCUAGAGAGGCUUCUGCAAGAGCAGAAGAGUUGUCUGUCAGGGUGGCCUGUUCCUGCCUGAGAAGAAGUGCAUGUAAUUCCUGCACCUGGCGUAUUUGUCAAACUGUCUUACUCAUUCAUGCUCAAAGAUCAAAGAACUGAUGUACACUCUAGGAAAGGUCCAAUUGUAACCCAGUGUGAUAGAAAUAAUCUUUUUUUUUUUAAAGCAGGCUCCAUGCCUAAGGUGGGGCUUGAACUUAUGACCCCGAGAUCCAUAGUCACAUGCUUUACUGACUGAGCCUGCCAGGUUCCCAGAAAUAAGCUUAUUUUAAUAAGUAUCACCAAUAGUUUCAUCAUUCUCAUGAUUGGUGAUCUCAACCCCAAUACACAUGAAGGAGAUGACUCUCCUAUUAGUAAUUAGUAAUAGUACUAAUAGGUCUCUGUGGUGAUGAUUCUGGGGGAAUGCAUAAAUAUCAGGGUGGGUAAUGUGAUAUCCAACUCAAGAUAUUUAUCCUUUGUUAAUAUUGUUGAAACACUGAAUAGCUGAUUCAUCAUGAGCCCCCAUCCACCUGGUAAUCAGUGUAUUUAGCAAAGAUACCAUCGUUUGUACUCAAUAACAAAGCUGUUUCUUUUCCAGACCCCUUAAAAGAUUCUAAAGGUAAGAUAGGAUCCCUGCAAUCCAGGAAAGUAACAAUGUGACAGGAAGGUGUGCCUGAUAGACAAGAAAGUACUGGAGAACUUCUGCGUUUUAAAGAUGUUAAGCAUAGUUGUAGUUCAAAGAACAAAGUCAGUGUGGGCAGGAGUGAUCGAAAAGUAGUUGUGAAGGUGACCCAAGCUCUGGAGGAAGGGUGGGCCUUGGAUAGGCAGAAAGGAGGAGGCAACUGUAGGAGCCAGAAGAGUAGGAAAGGGUUUGCUACUGGGAGAGGAGUCAAAGCUUGACCUGUGUCCCGUGAGGGCAGAGCAGGAAGGGCAGGUGGAGAAGGCAGGGCCAAGGGCAGGCAACACCUGAACAAGAUGUAGUGAGGAGCAUUGUGGGCUGUUGAAGAGAGAAAUAAUCUGAUGAAACCAUUUCCAGAAGGUUAGUGAGAAACAGGAUAGAUUUGAGAGGUAAAAGACGAGGGUAAAACCAUGCAGCAAAAACCAUGCGUUGACGAUGCAGCAAAAUUCAGGAUAAGAUAAAGAAGGGCUGGAUUAGGGAGAGUGGCCCUAAUGAUGAAAAUAAAUCGAUGGGUUAAAAUGAUAGGACUUUCUCAGUAUCCACAAAUCAAUCAACAUGAUACACCACAUUAACAAAAUGAAGGAGAAAAAUCAUACGAUCAUGUCACUAGAUGAAGAAAAAGCAUUUAACAGAAUUCAAUCCAGUCAUGAUAAAAACCAGAUAUAGAGGGGAAAUACCUUGUCAUAAUAAAGACCAUAUAUGACAAGCCCACAGAUAACAUCACACUCAAUGGUGAAAAGCUGAAAACUUUUCCUCUGAGAUCAGAGAAAAGACAAGGAUGCCCGACUCUUGCCACUUUUAUUCAACAUAGUAUUGGAAGUCCUAACCAGAGCAACGAGGCAAGAAAAAGAAAUGAAUAAAAGAAACAGAAAUAAAAGAUCAGAAAGGAAAAAGUAAAACUGUCUCUAUUUGCAAAUGACAUGAUAUUAUGUGUAGAAAACCCUAAAGAUUGUCCAAAAAACAAUUAGAUAUAAUAAAUGAAUUCAGUAAAGCUGAGACAUACAAAAUCAAUGUACAAAAAUCUGUUGUUUUGGGGCACCUGGGUGGCUCAGUUGGUUAAGCAUCUGACUUUGGCUUAGGCCAUGAUCUCACAUUUCGUGGGUUCGAGCCCUGCGUCAGGCUCUUUGCUGACAACUCAGAGCCUGGAGCCUGCUUCGGAUUCUGUGUCUUCCUCUCUCUCUCUGCCCUUCCCCCACUCUCUCUCUUUCUUUCUAUCUCUCAAAAACAAUGACUAUACCUUUAAAAAAUUAGAAAAAAUCUGUUGUUUCUAUAUACUCAUAAACUAUCAAAAAGAGAAAUUAAGAAAUUACAUCAAAAAGAAUACCUAAGAAUGAGGAGGUGAAAAAUCUGUACACUGAAAACUGUAAGACAAUGAUGAAAGAAAUUAAAGGAGAUACAAAUAAAUGGGAAUAGAUUCUGUACUCAUGGAUAGGAAGAAUAGUGUUAAAAUUCCCAUAUGACCCAAAGCAAUCUGCAGAUUCAAUGCAAUCCCUAUCAAAAUUCCAAUAGUACUUUUCAUAGAAAAAGGACAAGCAAUCCUAAAAUCUCUAUAGAAUAACUCAAGACCCCAAAUACCUGAAGCAAUCCUGAGAAAGAAUAAAGAUGGGGGCAUAGUGCAGUCUGAUUUCAAACUACAUUACAAAGCUACAGCAAUCAAAACAGUAUUGUAUUGGCAUAAAAACAAACCCGGAGAUGAAUGAUACAGACUAGAAUCCCAAAAUAAACCCAUACAUAUGUGGUAAAUUAAUUUACAACAGAGGAGCCAAGAAUAUACCAAGGAAAAAGGACAGUCUCUUCAAUAAAUGGUGUUGGGAAAACUGGACAGCCAAAUAUGCAAAAAAAUGAAGCUGGACCCUUAUCUCACACCAUACACAAAAAUCACCUUAAAAUGAAUUAGAGACUUGAAUGUGAGACCUGAAACCAUAAAACCCCUAAAAGAAAACAUAGGGGUCCUUGGACAUUGGUCUUGAGAAUGAUGUUUUAGAUUUUACACCAAAAACAAAGGUAACAAAAGCAAAAAUAAACAAGUAGACUACAUCAAACUAAAAAGUUCUGCUCGGCAAAGGAAACUAUGAACAAAAUGAAAAAGUAACCUACAGAAUGGAGAAAAGAUUUGCAUAUCAUUUAUCUGAUAAGGGGCUAAUAUCCAAAAUGUAUAAAGAAUUCAUACAACUCAAAAACAAAAAAAAAAAAACAAAAAAAACCCCAAAUAAUCUGAUUUUAAAAUGGACAGAAGAAAUGAAGAAACACCUUUCCAAAGAAGACAUACAAAUGACCAAUAAGUCCAUGAAAAGGUAGUCAACAUCACUAAUCAUCAGGCAAAUGCAAAUCAAAACCACAAUGAGAUAUCACCUCACACCUGUUAGAAUGGCUAAAAUAAAAAACACAAGCAAUAACAAAUAUUGGCAAUAUGUGGGAAAAGGGACCCUCGUGCACUGUUGGUGGGAGUGCAAACUGGUGCAGCCACUAAGGAAAACAAUAUGGAGGUUCCUCAGAAAAUUUAAAAUAGAACUACCUUAUGAUCCAGGAAUCACACAUAUGGGUAUUUAUCCAAAGAAAAUGAAAAAGGAUAUCAAAGGGGCCUCUGCACUCCCAUAAUUGCAGCAUUAUUCACGAUAGCCAAGAUAUGGAUAUAAACUAAGUGUCCAUCAACAGGUGAAUGGCUAAAGAAGAUACUAUUGAGCCAUAAGAAAGAAGGACAUCCUGACAUUUGUGACCACAUGGAUGGAACUUGAAGGCAUUAUGCUGAGUGAAAUAAGGAAAACAUAGACAAACACUGCAUGGUAUCACUGC
Molecule: messenger RNA, 4591 nt
Organism: Acinonyx jubatus (cheetah)
Lineage: Eukaryota; Metazoa; Chordata; Mammalia; Carnivora; Felidae
Gene: FBXO16
Product: F-box protein 16
Exons: 8
Coding region: 187-1050 (287 amino acids)
Molecular function (GO): protein binding
Source: RefSeq, a predicted model, not a curated record